This is a messenger RNA of Lineus longissimus, 3999 nucleotides long. Its product is annotated as calbindin-32-like. Gene Ontology annotation, molecular function: calcium ion binding. Gene Ontology annotation, biological process: regulation of long-term synaptic potentiation; regulation of presynaptic cytosolic calcium ion concentration. Gene Ontology annotation, cellular component: cytosol; synapse; terminal bouton. The record is from RefSeq and is a predicted model, not a curated record. Lineage: Eukaryota; Metazoa; Nemertea; Pilidiophora; Heteronemertea; Lineidae. Bases 110 to 1087 code for a protein of 325 amino acids. The transcript has 13 exons.
UGAAAGCGUGGCAGUAUCGUAGCAGGUUGCCAAGGAUCUACAAGUACUAGUGAUCUCGUGUAUUAUCAUUGUUGACUGUAAGUGUAUUGCAUUGGAAAGUUCUUUAGUGAUGGCGAGCCAAGGUUCAGCCGAUGAUGACAAAUGCAAGAAUUUUCUGAGACAAUUUCGCGACAAGGAUACUAAGCAGUUGAAGAAGUUUACUGCUCAGCAGUUUCAGGAGGUUUGGACCCACUACGACAACGAUGGAAAUGGAUACAUUGAGGGAUCGGAAUUGGAUAACUUCCUGCGAGAGUUCGUCUCAAGUGUGACAGCUGCGGAUGUUGGACCCGAGGCCAUAUCAGACGCUGCCUUGGUUGACUUAAAGACGGCUUUCCUUGAAGCCUUUGACGAUAACAAUGACCAGCGAAUAGAAAUUGGUGAACUUGCCCAGAUUCUUCCAACAGAGCAGAAUUUCCUGUUACUGUUUCGUCGGGACAAUCCGCUGGAUUCGAGUGUAGAGUUCAUGAAAGUGUGGAAGCAGUUCGACCGAGACAAUAGUGGUUACAUUGAUGCUGAUGAACUUAAGGAAUUUCUCAAACAUCUGCUGAAAGAGGCUCGCCCAGACGUAACAAUAACAGAAGAGAAAAUCAUAGAAUACACAGACGCAAUGCUUCAGCUGUUCGAUCAGAAUCGGGAUGGAAAGUUACAGCUGAGUGAAAUGGCAAAGCUACUUCCGGUUAAGGAAAAUUUCCUCUGCCGACCAAUUUUCAAGAAAUUAUUUUCGCGCAUUCUGUUACCCAAUGAAGCCAUUGAUUCGAGCGCCAUAAAUCAACGGAGUGCAAGCAAGAUCACAAGUUAUGACAUAGAUCGGGUGUUCAGCCUCUACGAUAGGGACCGAAAUGGCUACAUCGAUGAUGAAGAACUCCAGGGCUUCCUUAAAGAUCUCCUCGCCCUUGUCCAGGAGGACUACGACGAAGGUGACCUGAAUGACGUGAAGGACACCAUCCUCCAGAAGUGGGACGUGAAUAACGAUGGUAAAAUCAACAAGGAAGAACUCAAAAUGAUUCUGCUGCAAUCGGGAAAACUCGCCUCCGAGAAUGACGACUAAUCUAUUUAAAUUGAUCAUACGUUUUAAGCGAUUCGCAAACGUACGAUUUUCAUCGCUGCGACUGCGACGUAGCCAUGACAGCAUGACGGUUGAAUUAACGAAUCGUCAUGUUGUCAUGCCAACAUCGCAGGUCGCAACAAUUAGAAUCGCUCGUUGGCGGAGCGCUUUAUAAUUACAAAUUUAGUUUAGUAAUUUCCGUUGGACUUGCAUCGACCAAAGCUUAUGUUCGAUAUGACUGAUCUUAGGAGAGAAUUGUUUAGAGACAGUGUAUUUUUAUUCUUUCGUCACCAAAUUAUGAACCGAUUAGCUGACACAUUUAUUUAAAGGAAUUAUGCAUUUAUAGGGAUCUUUGGUGAAGAUUCUGGCAAAUUAACGUAGAUUGUAGUAAUUUUAUUUUGUUAUUUUUUUGUAGUUUUAGUGACUGCUGCGAACAGUAUUUUACUUUGAGGAAUGAAGGUUUAGUCUGAAAAGUCAAUCAUACCUUCUGACGUCUACUGAUACAUUGUUCAUGCAAUUGAAGUGUACAUGAAUGCAUAGUGAAUCAUUGUGACGUUGUAAAAUAUUUGAAUUUAGAGGCCAAAUGGUCAUUAGAUUAAAGAGGUUUGUCCUAAAAGGCUGCCAAGCGUCAUCUUAGUGAAAAACUCAGUUGGUAACAAACUUUUUGCCCAUUCACUUAAAAUGAAAAAGAUGGACUUGACUCCCUUGUUACACUAGCAUCUUUGGGGAAUUUUGGCCAUAGAUCUUAAAAUCUGUAUGGCCAGGAAUUUGGCCAAACUGAUAUGCGUAUAGAAUUGUCACGUUUCGCUUUGUAUAUUUCCCUCUGAAGUUUUUGAGUGGUGCCAAAGAUCACGUAUUAUGCUUAUUUGUUAUUGUAUUAAACCGUCAAAUGUAUAAGUACCGUGCGUUACCACUCGCCCUUCAACUAUCCACGGUCGACAAAAAAGGUAUAUCUGUUUUUCUUAACACCGCAAGCAACAAAACCCUGAAAAUGUACUCGUUUUUGUCUGCUUGUGUCGAGGUAAGCACGUAUUUUUCAAAGGUAAACCGGUAUCUUUGUCCGUCAUGACUUCUGCAAACAAUUUACCAUGGUGGCAUUAGUUGUAACGUCUCUUUUUUCACCAAGAGCUUUUAGCCGGCGAUUGGUUGAAUGUCAACGGGAAAUUCGACAAAAUUGUGAAAGCUUUAUUAUGAUUGCUUACCAAUGCAUUUUAAAAGUUUUCACGUAUAUUUCAUGCCCAACAGGAUGCCAGGGAAAAAAGAGUUGGUAAAAAAUCAGUGAAUACACACAUGAGCUGGUUCUAUUCGCUACUCCUCUCAACACCAGCGCUUAACGUGGCCAAAAGGGCACUUAUUUCUUUGAAUAUCGCCAAAAUUCAAAAACCAACGUCCAAAAAAGCUAGUGUUGAGUCGUCACCGAAUUUAAAAUGCUCCCAAAAAACCAUCUCUUUUAUGCUUUGUGCUCGAAAACUGCCAAAGUGUGUGUUUGAGUAGGCUCUAACCACGGAGUCAAAGCAUUACACAGUGCAGUACAUUGCAGUGCAGUACAUUGCACUCAAUGGUGAGGCGAAAACGCUGCGAUGUACUGCGGUGUGUAAUACAGUAAAUGCCCUUUUGGUCAGGGCACAGCCUUGUGCUGAGGCCGACAAUGACGGGUUUUAAAGGUGUCCGGAUUGACGUCUUUUGCAUUCUACAGUUCCCGUUUGGCAAAGGAGAACGGGAAUGGAGCCGAAUUGACUUAGCGUUCCUCUUACAUUUAUCGUGUUUGGCACUUUAUCACUCCUGAGUUGGUUGGCAGUCGAAGCGAUCGACUCAUUCAUUUUGCUUCUUGAUGCGUUUUAUAUAAGACCACAUCGCGCUCCUCGCACUAUAGGUCCAAGUUGGGGCUUGAGCAAGGGCUUGAGCUUUUGGUGUGUUUUCCACUUGGUCUGGGCUAUUCAGAAACAGAAAGUAAGAUACAUACAAAUGUAGGUCAUCACCGCACAAAAAUGAAACUCACUAAACUCUUCAGAUCGUUUUCACGACAUAUCCCAGGAGUACCUUUUCAAAUAGGUCUGAACGAAAUACCCACAGCUAAAAAAGAUGCUUCCCCUAGCUGAAAGCUGGUUCCCUCCAGCCUCGUGCAUAUUCAAAUGGCGGUGUCGUUUCAGUCCGAAUGGUUCUGAUGGACCGUUCAGUCGGGUCUCCUCUGACAUGAAAAAUGAACUGUACCAUACAUGUAGAUGGCAUCUUGCUGAAUGUGGAACAAUGUACAUAAAAUGAAGCUGUGUGAAAGGAUUUUGUUGCAUUUUAUAUCUUCGUAUUUAUGGUGGUUGUAUUUGUACAUUCCAAUAUACUGUACGUUUCAUUGUGUGUUUCUUUAAAGACGUAUUUUGCACACUUCGACUUAUAAAAUGAGUGUUGUCAUAUUUAGGGUUUUAUCGUUUCCUUUUCGACUCGCAAGGUUUAAUGCUAGCACUGACUUCGCUAUACUUGUGUAGAAGUCCACGAUGUUAGUUUUGAGGCUGAGCAUAGGCAUUAUUAAUAGCCGUCGAGAGCUUACCAGGAUUCCGUGACAACGCAGUCAUUUAUCAGUCUCUGCCUUCUAAGUACCGAUAGAAGAAGUCUAAUGAUCCGCCUCCACAGAUUUCGACAUGGUAAACUUGCAACAAAAAACAAAAAACAAUUUUUGUCGAAAGGUUGCCAUGUUAUUUCUGAAAAGUGUUCGCAGGAUGGCCACUAAGAAACGUGCUUGUCAGUAUGUGCAGUAUACCGUACGAUAUAGUUUACGUGGCCUUGCAUGUUUCUUUAAGUUCUUGUUUAAUCUUGGUCUCUUGUCAAUUCCUUGCAGGUAUGUUACAUCACUUCAUACCGAUAUAUCGCUGCAAAUAAAUUUUCAGUGUGGAAAGUCGAAUAAAUCAUAAUUAUAAAAUUUA